This is a messenger RNA of Spodoptera litura, 1732 nucleotides long. Its product is annotated as intraflagellar transport 43. The record is from RefSeq and is a predicted model, not a curated record. Lineage: Eukaryota; Metazoa; Arthropoda; Insecta; Lepidoptera; Noctuidae.
AAUUACAAAUAACGGGUAUAAUACUGUGUCUUGUUGUGUUACUUAUUUACGUCAAGAAAACUUAAAUAAAAUUAUCAGUCAAGUAAUACGAGUUAAUUUAGUUAAGUUAAUAGUAGGUAAUAUGAAUACGAUAGAUAGUACGAUAGUGAUACGAAUUACGAGUACAGUACCACAGAUGUUAAAGAAAUUGGAGCUUAAGUUAUAAGCUUGUAACACUAAACUGUCAAUGUCAUUCAUUAUUGGCACCUGUUGCCAUGGCAGCGAUUACUCCUUUGUAGAAUUGUUUUAUUUUGAGCAUGGGAAAAUGAGAUGGAAAUAGAACUAAACGCGUGGAAAACAGAGUAGGCACAUAGGAAGAAAUAUUCAAAAUGUGUCGCACGCAUUUAAGAAUGUGCGAAUGGAACUUGUAAAAUUGAAUGUAAACAAAAAAAUACAAGACUCUUAGACAGCUUGUUUUCAAUUAAAAUUCAAUUCAACAAUGAAUGAGUUAAACGCAAACGUACCUGAGCCUAAAAAAGUAGGCGUUUGGGCGGAAGGCACACACAUCGAAGCGAAAGAGUUCGUUAUACCUAAGAAGUCGCCAGAUUCCAGUGAUGAUAUACCAACAAUACCAGAUCUAGAUGAUUUGCAAGAUAUCUUGGAAAAAGAAAUAACUACACCACCGGUGUCUGAUCAAAAAGACACAGAAACAGUGAACACACUUUCUGAAGUUGGAGGUGGAAUAUCGGGAGCUGCUGGGAGCAUUGAAGCUGUACUAGAAGUACUCAACUCUUACAUACCUCAGGAGGAGAUGGACUCCGCUGAUACUGUGUGGACUGUGGACUCCUUGCUCCAGGAAUUGGCUGAAGAAAGUCAGGAAUAGGUUGGUCUUGGGGUAUAUUUCUAAUGGUAUACAUAAAAUGUCUGUUAAAUAUAUCUCAUAAAAAACAUUUAUUAUAAACUUCACAAAUUCUAUGAUACAUAUUUACUGUGACUAAAAAUGAUUGAAAAAUUUGUCUAACUAGUAAUGUUUGUAAGGGAGUAGCUUCCUACUAUAGUCUAAAUAACUUGUGAUUGCACUUUAGGCAUGGGAUCAUAAUUUUUUGAGUUAUGUACCAUACUUAUUUAUCUUUGACUAACAAUAAUAAUACAGUUUUUCAGUAUUUUGAAAUAUAAUCGAUUUACUAUGAGAAAUAAUUUUAUUUAUAUUUAGGUACAUUUAUUAAACUAGAAUAGCGAAGCUAUAGAAAAUUAAGUAACAAUAUUAAGUAUAAUUUUAUUUGAUAUUUUAGAAGGUAAAUAUUUGCAAAAAUACUAAUGAAUUUAAAUAUUAGAAAAAAGAAUAAAAUACUAAACAAAUUUCUUUUAUGAUUUUGAUGUCUAUCAACUACUAUCAAGUUAACGUGAUACAUCAAGUUUUGGUUGAUGAAAUUGAAAAACAAAAAAUUACUCGUCAUUGUUUUAUUUGUAAAAACGUUUAUUCGUAAUAUUACUAUUAUUAAAUACUGUGCUAUAAUAACAGUUAUUGUAACAAAUUCUCCGUCCAAUUAUUAUUUAUACAUAGACUAAGGAAUGAUUGUUCUCACUUAUUGUAAAAAAAUAAAUAAUUACAAUAUGAAAUCAUUGUUUUGUUAUGGUUGUACAUUAAUUUUCGCAUUAGUUAUCUGGUAUCUUUUACAAUUGUAUUGUUUAUAUUAUAAUUUUAAUUAUAAAAAAAAUAUUUUAUGAGCAUUAAACAAUAAAUAGUGAAUCA